GAAAUUUAGAUUAAAUGGUGUUUGUUAUGAGUCAGUUUCAUAAUGCUUUGUACUUGGGUGAUGUUCAAGAACAAAUCAAGAUUUUGGAAAAUGCUGAUCAUUUGCCACUAGCUUAUGUUACAGCUAAGACCCAUGGGUUGAAUGAUAUUGCUGAACGUCUUGUUGCUGAGCUUAAAGAUAAUGUUCCAGCUUUGACUAGUGAAACCCCGAAAGACAUCAUGGCCAGGUCAUCAGUAUUUGUGGCACCGACACCUGGCAUGCCUGUAAGCCAAAUUUGGGUCCAGAAAUCAUCUGUGGGUGCUGAACAUGCAGCAGCAGUAAACUUUGACACUGCAGUGCGGUUGCUAAAACGCCAGCUGGGAUUAAAGAAUUUCACACAGUUGAAACCGUUAUCUAUUGAUCUUCACAGGGGAAGUCAUUCUUACCUGCGUGUUUUCUCAUCAUCUCUAGUAAUCUAAUAAGUCAUUGUAAAAGGUUGGAGUGAUCAGCAAGCCCCAACGUCCGGGGCCCCACUUGCGCUCGUGUUUAGUUUUUCCCAAUUGGAAGAUCAACUCAAGGCUCGUGGUUUAUAGUUAACGAUGUUAGUCAGUACGAGUUGAGAGCUUACUUUAUUCACUGUAAUAUUCAGCUGCCUCACUUCGAGAUUAGCAUUAAUUAAUGCUAUGGGUGUAUGUUUUAAGACGGGUAAUCUUAUAACAGCAUCAAGCUUCGCUAGGCAUUUAUUAGAGACUAAUCCUAAUGAAAAUCAUGGUCAGAAAGCCAGGUCCGUUAUUCAGGCAGCAUAAAGGAACAUCAAGCAUUCCACACAGCUGAAUGACGACUAUAGAUGUGUCGUGUCCUUACCGGAGACAUCAAGCAUAAAGGAACAUCAAGCAUUCCACACAGCAUAAAGGUCCGUUAUUCACUCAUGUUCCUAUUUAUCGGAGACAGAAAGAUGUGUCGUGUCCUUACCGCACUUCAACUUUUGUUGCAUCUCAGGAAGGACAAAUUUGUGCCUUUUGUAAUCUUUUAGUGGUUGGAUCUGAUCAUCUAGUUUAUAUCAGAUGAUUACUAUCAGGUGGGAUUUUAUUCAUAAUACUUAAAAAAAAUGCACCAGUAGAGAGUUAAAUACAUGUCCUGCAUAUUCCUGCUGCUGUUGGUGUCGCUCGCUGACUGGUAUGUCCUACUGUUUCGUUUCACGAAAGAGAACACCAUGGUAUAAAAACUCGAACUGAUUUUGGUAUCAACUUAGUUUCUUGUAUUUUAAUAUUUUCUGCACCUAAUUUUCAGUUUUUUAACAUUUUGAGAGAUUUUCUAUUGAUAUUACUGUAAUUCGAACUUGCACGUUAU
Messenger RNA from Helianthus annuus (common sunflower), 1329 nucleotides. RefSeq names its product coatomer subunit alpha-2. Bases 15 to 458 code for a protein of 147 amino acids. Gene Ontology annotation, biological process: intracellular protein transport; vesicle-mediated transport. The record is from RefSeq and is a predicted model, not a curated record. The transcript is spliced from 2 exons. NCBI's taxonomy places the organism in Eukaryota, Viridiplantae, Streptophyta, Magnoliopsida, Asterales, Asteraceae. Gene Ontology annotation, cellular component: COPI vesicle coat. Gene Ontology annotation, molecular function: protein binding; structural molecule activity.